Messenger RNA from Zootoca vivipara (common lizard), 18133 nucleotides. The record is from RefSeq and is a predicted model, not a curated record. Lineage: Eukaryota; Metazoa; Chordata; Lepidosauria; Squamata; Lacertidae.
GAUAAAUGUAAUUUCCCCUAUAAAGCUGAACAUGUGUAAAAAAAUCAUGUGUGUAAUUUAAGUAGGAAGCCGCAGUGGAUUCCCAGUGAAAGCCAACUAGUGUGUAAUUGUCACAUUUCUCUUUCUGCCACACUGGUAUAAUGUAAUAAGGAAAAUACUGAACUGGCUCUCUGGUACCUUAAGAGUGGAACAAGUUGUUUUGUAUGUGCAAAAUAUCUUAUGAAGACUCUGAUAUUGAAGUCACCAGCUUCUCAGUUUGCAAUGAAGUUCACAGAAUCGAAUUGUCCUUCUCACUAGCUCAGUUGGUCGAGCAUGAGACUCAAUCUCAAGGUUGUGGGUUUGAGCCACACAUUGGCAAAAGAUUCCUGCAUUGCAGGGAGUUGGACUAGAUUACCCUCAUGGUCACUUCCAACUCUACAAUUCUAUGAUUUCUAUGAAAUCUUCUUCAGCACCACCUUAGGCAUGUCUGCUCAAUUGUGAGUUCUAUUAAAUUCAAUGGGACUUACUCCCAGGUUAAAUGUGUUUAAGGUGGAUAAAGAUUUAUUUUGAAUGACAGCUAGAAGUCUGUGUCUUUCCCUGUAUUUGUAGCCUUUGAUCUGCUGGGUUCCAGGAGGUUUUUGUUAGUUUAAAUACUGUAGCUUGGUGAGCUAGACUUAGCCAGUUCUUUAGUUCUAUCAAUUGGGUCUUCAAAGUUGUUUUUUUGUCUUAGCUCAGAAGGUUUUGUAUGCUAUUGCUGCUUUUGAGGAGGGGGUAGUGAACUAGACAUUCAGAGUGCUGCAGUCAUUUCACCAACACCAGCAUAAAACUUGCACAGUAGCCCAGGAGGAAGGAAAAGUGUAGAUUUCUCUGAAAGAUUGAGAGAUAAUAAUAUUUAAGGAAGCUACUCUAUUAUGGUGAACAGUAUGAAGGGCUGCUACACUACAUGUGUGCUGAUUCCCUCCUUCCUCAGCCUGUUCCUAUUUUUAAUGUAAGGUCUCUAGAACUGAUGUAUUAAAUUAGGAUUUGAACUUUAUGCUGAUUUCUUUCUUUUUUUUACCCAAAUGCAUUGUUAAAUAGAUCCUGCAUUUUGCCAAGUUCACUGCAGGUUCUGGCCUGUGUAGAUUUUUAAAAAUGCAGUAUAUCUCUUUUCUUUUUAAUUUCUUUAGUAUGGGGAGGGAUGAAAGCACCCCUUUUCAUUGCAGAAUCUGUUUGUCUUAACAGCUUGCAAAAUGCACAGCAAUUCCCUUGUGCUGCACUAUUUAAUUUUUAUAUUAUUUCUUCUUACAAAUCCACCUGAAUGUUCCCUUUUGGAAAUGUAAUGGGUUCUAGUAGUAGUGUGAUUUAUUUAGUGGCUUUUGGCUGGAAGGCUGGCUGCAGUAAGAAGAAACCACCAGAAGCACUCAAAAUAAUUGAUGCCCAUCUACUCUGGGCUAUGGAAGUGAAUAGCUAUGAAACUCACAGGGCUUUCUUUGGGAACCAGGCACUGCAAGUCUGUCUUAGCAUCUCAGCAAGUAAGACUUCUGGCAGCUGCAGGAAUGGCUUUAAUGCGAUCUUUAAAAUCCUGCUUCUAAGAGAUCUGCCUGAAAAUGGACAGUUCUGUGUGUGAUGUCUGAUGAUUUUAUAGUAGCAAGGUAUGGUUUGGCUUUGUCCUGUUGGGAUAAAAGUGCCAUUUUGAAAAGGUGACUUCAGAUUGAUAGUUGCAAAGAAGAAAAGGUUGACAAUCCUGGCGUUGCAGGACCUGCUUUGCAAUUGGAGCCAUGCCAAAUAGGUCACAUCCUUUGACAAGGGAAUCCUUGCAACAACUGUGGAAAGCAGGAUAGGGAGCCCUCAGGCCCAGGGGCCAAAUGCAGCCCUCCAGGUUUCUCUAUUGGGCCCCUGGGACUCCUCCUAGGUCCCUGGGACUCUUCUGAACUACCCCACUCUUUGCAACCUCCUUGUGUGUUUUUGCCUGGCUAGAAGGUGUAAUGAACUGGUUGUGCUUUCUGCUUAUAUGGAUGGAGGUUAGAGAGAGAAGUGAGUGAAGAAAUUAGCUUAGAAUACAAAGGUAAAACUGCUCUGUCAACCUCUAGCUCAGGCACCACUCAUCUGUGGUACAUCGCCCCCAAAAAGGCCAGCCAGAAGGACUGUGGCCCUAAGACUGAAAAAGGGGCCACAUCCAAGCUGUAAAGUGUUGUUCUAUCCCUCUAUUACUGAAAUGGAGAGGGUGAAACUGAGAGACAAUGGCUUACUUCCUGGGGACUGAGUGGCUAUUUGAACCAGUGGUCUACCAGCCAUGCCCCUAACACAGGCACCCCCAAACUGCGGCCCUCCAGAUGUUUUGGCCUACAACUCCCAUGAUCCCUAGCUAACAGGACCAGUGGUCGGGGAAGCUGGGAAUUGUAGUCCAAGACAUCUGGAGGGCCGAAGUUUGGGGAUGCCUGCCCUAACACAUCUGUAACAACAGAUUUGGAAGAGCCAUCUUGCCCAUUUGGGGAAAUGCUAAUCAUAGAAUCAUAGAAUUGUAGAGUUGGAAGGGACUCCAAGAGUAAUCUAGCCCAACCCCCUGCAUUACAGAAAUCUCAGGCCACCCAACCUCUGCUUAGAAACCUCCAAUGAAGGAGAGUCCACAACCUCCCGAAGGAGUCUGUUCCACUGUCAAACAGCUGUUACCACCAGAAAGUUCUUCCCGAUGUUUAGCCAGAAUCUCACUUACUGUAACUUGAAGACAUUGGUUUGGGUCCUAUCCUCUGGAGCAGAAGAAAACAAGCUUCUUCCAUCUUCCAUGUGACAGUACUUUAGAUAUUUAAAGAUGGCUAUCAUAUCUCUUCUCAAGUGUCCUCUUUCGUAGGGUAAACAUACCCAACCCCCUCAAUAUCAAUAAUAUCCUCUUAUUAUUUGGCUAGACUGAUACUGGGACAAAAGCACUGCACAGUUGUCUCACUCUAAUAUCAUUGACUAACCUUUUCACACAAACAACAGAAUAAGAGAGAAGCUGUAGGAGAACCAAUGAGUGGUGAAUUUUCAUUGAUAAAUAGUAACUGGGUGGGAGUGAGGGAGUAAUUUUCACGGUUAAAUUGGACGGGGGGGGGGGAAUACAUUGUCUCAGCUGAGAUGGGGCUCCCCCCAUGGCUGCUUUGGGCUUAAAUACAGAUAGGUGAGCCAAAGAUGGGUCUCUUUUAUCUUGUCUGGUUUGGCCCUGAGGCUCUUUUUAUAACAGCACAGUCCUUUAUACUCAGACACACUUAAGUUUAAUGAGACUUAUAAGUGUACAUAGUAUUGCAGUCUGAAAAUCCCUGUGUCAGACUAGAAGGUUUCUUUUUGAAGAAGGUUGGUAGCACCUAAAGGAUUUCGACACAUAAUAGAGGUUUACCCAACCUGUGUUUAGAAACCUCUAAUGAGAUGGAUAAGUCAGUCUGCAUCCAAUUUGUGCAAUUGCCCAUCAAUUAUUUUGUUUCUUUAUUAUAUUUAACCUAAAUCUAUCUUCCUGUAAUUUAAGCCCAUUAAUUCUGGUUACCUGCAGUUGCUGUGGAGACCAACUGGUUUUCAAGGUGCUUAAAGCACCUAUUUUUAUCUUAAACUGCUGUUCUAUUGCUUUACCCUUCCUCUCACACCCCUUCAUCUUUUUGUCAUCCCCUCUUUCUCCAGCCUAAAUAUGCUGAGUUCUUGUUACUGCUCACCCCUCUUCCUUUCUACCACCUCUCUCUUAAGUCCACAUGGAAUUAAGUUCCACUGGCACUAUGGCAUGUCUUUCCAGACAAAAUUGGCUUAUAUAGCACAAUAAAUGCAUAAUUGUAAAUGUGCAACUGAUAUUCAACUGUUGUGCUGGAUUCCUUGUCUUUCAAGGUACUGUCUUUGUUGUGGAUUGAGUGAAUAUUGGAGAAAAUGGCAAAUACCAGUAUUUAGAUACUGGGAAAAUGCAAUUCAUUCCCUGCUAAUUAUGUUAUAAACUUGCCCAGUGGCAUUAGGCAAGCUGCUUUUUCAACUUCAAACCCUUAUUGUAUUUGUAUUAUGCUAUGUGUGUGUGUGUAAUAAUAUUGAGCAACCUGGUUUCUCUUUAACCAGGCCUUUGGCUGAUUGACAUCUGAUGCCCUUUUGAAAUGUGUCGUGGAAAUGAGGAGUAUUGGGUAGCCUUUGUUUUUGCUUUUAUUAUGUAUUUUAUGUUUUUCAUAUUGUGACUUUAUGUUGUGAACUGCCCUGAGAUCUAUGGGUAUAGGGGCAGUAUACAAAUUUAAUUAAUAAAUAAACAUAAAUAAAUACAGUGUUGUAUGGAGUAUUGCAAGCUAGUACAGUGGGUCCUUGGUUCCCAAACUUAAUCCGUUCCAGAAGUCUGUUCCAAAACCAAAGCGUUCUAAAACCAAGGCAUGCUUUCCCAUAGAAAGUAAUGCAAAAUGGAUUAAUCCAUUCCAGAUUAUUAAAAACAACCACUAAAACUGCAAUUUAACACGGAUUUUACAAUCUAACGAGACCACUGAUCCAUAAAAUAAAAACAAUAAUUAAUGUACUGUACUAUAGAAUACACGUGGGGCGCGGGUGGUGCUGUGGUCUAAACCACAGAGCCUAGGGCUUGCCGAUCGGAAGGUCGGUGGUUCGAAUCCCCGUGAUGGGGUAAGCUCCCGUUGCUCAGUCCCAGCUCCUGCCAACCUAGCAGUUUGAAAGCACGUCAAAGUGCAAGUAGAUAAAUAGGUACUGCUCCGGUGGGAAGGUAAAUGGCAUUUCCGUGCGCUGCUCUGGUUUUGACAGAAGCGGCUUUGUCAUGCUGGCCACAUGACCCGGAAGCUGUACGCUGGCUCCCUCGGCCAAUAAUGCGAGAUGAGUGCCACAACCCCAGUGUCGGUCAUGACUGGACCUAAUAGUUAGGGGCCCCUUUACCUUUACUCAGAUAUGUAGAAUUCUGAUAUGCAUUUUAAUGAGGCCUUCAACUCACUGUCGAGGUACCACUGUAUAUGUAAAGUGCUUGGAUACUUCAAAAUGUGUGUUUUUAUCCACAGUAGUUGUAACGAUGAUAUUAUGUCCUUGCUGGCUCCCCUUGUUGUAAACCUUCAGCCUGAACAUAAUCUACCCUGUUCUGUGUGUACGUAUGGAGUGCUGAGCUGUGCUGGCAUAACACUGCAGAUAAAACUGGAUUUUUAAAAACCAGAUUAGAAGGCCCCUUAAUACCUCCAAAUGUGUUUUUGGAUCUGGUUGCCAAAUUAGGUUCUUUGAGCUUUGGUGGCAAGCCCCUUACACAAGUAAUAUGGUACCAGGUGUAUCUCACAUUUAAACUGUAUUCCUAUAUACAGUUCCUGUAUUCCUCUUACCUAUGUGUAAGUCCCAUUGAACUUAGUGGAACACAUUUCCGAGUGCAUAUAUGUGUGGAACUGUGCUGCGGGUUGCUAACCAUGAACAAAUCAAAAUCAAAAUGGUGAAUCAAUGGAGGGAAUGAUUUUUGAAGUGGUCGCUCUGCAGAAAUCUUAAAUGUGCACAUGUAGGGGAAGUGGUUUCAGUAGAAGUGUGGGGAGGGAAUUGUGGGGAAAAAGAUAUGCGCAUUUUAAGAAUAAGGGUUUGGCUUAAUGGGAUUACUGGUGGUGUGAGCCAAAUGGAGCAGAGCUUGAUUUCCAAGUGUAGAUUCCGUUUGCUUGGUUUUUUUUUUUUGUAUAUCGUAGGUAAAAUUAAUGAGAGAGUGCAUCAAUCAGGGAAAGAAUGAUAGGGUCUCUUCUGCACUCCCCGUCUGAGAACUUCAAUAUGUACAUUGAAAAUGCCCCCAGACCCAGUGUUAAGCUGAACUGAACAGAGACCUUAGCCCACAGUCCAGAUUUUAAUAUUACUGAAAAUAGAGGGGUAAUGUAUUAUUCCCCUUCCUAUUUGGGGAUGCAGAAUCCUUCAUGCCAACCUUCUCCAACAUGGCUCUGCUGCCUGGGACUGAUGGGCGUUUUAUUCCAAAACAUUAGGAGGGUACCAGGUUGGGGAAGGAUGCUCGUAAGUUCUCUAUGAAUAUGGCCUUGGACCAAGUUCAGAUGCUUCACAUGCAUUCUUACCAACAGGGUAAGGAACUGUAGGCGUUUGUAUCUGCUUUGAACCAAAUGAUUGUUGGAAUCUGGCUUUUAUAAGCAUAUGAAGCUAGCCUUGAUGGAACAAUGCUUACCUUUGAAGCUUUAGGCACUGCUUUAGUCUUGGAGGGAGGUAAUAGGAAUAAGUGACCCGACUUUAAAAGAGACAGUGACAGUUAAAACCUACGGGACUGUAUUGCAUGCUGCUACAGUCAAGUUAUUGCAUAAGACUUCUCAAGCAUAGUGCUUUUUUCUGAAAUGUCGCUGGGAACUUCAAAGUAAUCUCACUGCUUCAACAUAUUGUGUGGAGUGCUGCAGUCACAAAGGCUGUAUGGCUCAAACACUGUAGAGAGUGUCAUGUGUUGCCAUACUUGGAAGGCAGAGAGGGCUGCCUUUACACUGCAGGGCAUUGAGCCAACUCCUUCGUGGAGAACCUUAGCCACUUCUGCCACAAAGAGUUGAAGGUUCUGCAUUGUCAAAUAUAGCCCUGCAAACUCUGAUUGCAAGAGAGGCUUUCAAGCAUCUGUUUUUCUCCUUCUGGAAUGUGUUGGCAUCAAGGUGCUCAGGAUGGCCUUGAGUGGAAAAGGAUGCUCCUAGCAGGAAGGACUGGGUGCUGAUUGCCUUAGAACUAGAGCUGUCAACUAAUUAAAUACUUUUUCAUUGAUUAAUCAUCCAACUAAAUUAGCAUACUAUAGGAGGAUCAAUAUAAUAGUAUUUGUGCAUUAUUGAAGAAACUAUGAUAAUGUACCCUUUAGUAAACAAAAGCUGCCAAUUAUAGUUCAAAGAAGAGGCCAUCUCCAAUACAUCAUUUUUCAUUCUCUGACUGUAAACAGUAACUCAACAAAUCAAAAAUUAACUUCCAGAAAUAAAGUGUUCCCAUAAUUUUAGCUUCUAUUGAUUAAAAUUUGCCCUGUAUCUUAAAAUGGAUCUCUACCAAGUAAUCAACUAAAUGUCAGUUGAUCUACUAAGCAAACCAAUGUUAAACCCUGGAGUCCUACUUUAAACUGAUCCACACAAUUGUUUGGAAGGGAGAGAGAUGUGUAUACAGUACAGCCAGCGGAAAAUAUACCUGGUUUGCGAGCCAUAAUUUGAUAUCCUGCACUUUUGGCUUAGCAUCCAUCCAUACAUGCUGCCUGAACACCUGACAGAGUGCUAUCCGCUUGCCUAUAUCUAACACAGCUCUCCUGAUCUUUUUGUUAGGGAGGCAGUAGAAUCAUGGCUACAUGUACAGUAAGCAGGAGGCCAUAUGGCUGAGCAAGAUGUGCCAUUAGGUAUUCUGCAAAAGUGUACACAGUAGCACAAAUCUCAAUGAGUGGUCUGUGCAUUUGGCUGCCACCUUCCAAAAUGCCAAGUCUCCAUGGGGCUAACUUGAUUCACUGUGUUCUUGGCCUCUUGCAGCCAUGUACCUGAUUGUACUGAAUCUUAACAGGGCUGCUGCUGGGAUCCUUGCAAGCUUAAAACAUUGCACAAAGGAUUGAUUAAGGCCCAAAUAGUCUCUGCUUCUUCAGGAUCACUUUUGUUAAAACCUGUUCCCUCCUUUUUGGAUUGAAGACUAAGAUUGUCUAAUGUAUCCAGUAUUCUGCAAGUGUUAAAUCUAUAUUGGAAAGUGAUUGGAGUUUAUAGUUCAAACCUAUUACAAAGGUGAUGGAAAUAAUUGACAAAUGCAUGCCAUUGUAGGGCUUUAACCUUUAUUCGAUUUAAUUGGAUAGGUUAACUGAUCAAACAUUUUAAUCAAUUGGAAACAUGCCUUUGGUUGAUUGGGCAGCAGACUCUUUUUUAUUAUUAUUAAAAAAUACUUUUAAUGCAAGUAUUUAUAAAAACUGCAGGGCACAAUUGCAAUCUUAAAGGGUCAUUCUCCACUUUCUCUCACAUAGAACACCUUUUCUAAGAGAAUGCCUGCAGCUACAAGCAAAGAAAGUGUGCCUGUGUUGUAAAUUUAAUCGAUUAAUUAACUGCAACUAGUGCAGCUCAGUGUUUACAAUUUUCUAAAUUAGGUGACAGUUCUACUAAAUUGUAUCUAAACAAACAGGAAUAAGUUGUUGAGCUUUGGACAAACAUAGUAAUGAUAUAUAUACCUGUUACGUAUGAAGGCAUUGUAGGCAUGUAGUUGCAGACCUGGGCCUUCAGGCCUCCUGUAGCUCAGGAGCUUCAUCUGCAUAACGAAAGACAGAGAGGAUUAAAAAACCCUCCAAUGACAUUGUUUCUAGCUGGCGGGCUGCCAAUCCCUGCUGAGAUAGGGCCAGUGUUGUGAUUCGCUAAUUGCAGCAUUAAAGCGACCAUCACAGGUGGUGUGUGUUUUGCCUGGGCCGGCUUAAGGUAUAUAUACUGGGCCAAGUGUCCAUGUUUGUCAUUCUUGUUCUUCUUAUUCCUGAUGUUCCAAUAAAUCCAUUUUGAGCUGAAUCUCUGCCUUGGGUCAUGCCUGAACCCAUCUACACUUCAAUACCAAGUGAACUGUAUUAUAUUUUUAUUUAUUAUUAAUUGCCCUUCAUCCUAAAGUCCCAGGGUGGGCUACAACAAUUAAAACAAUAUUAAAAACAGAUUUAAACAACUUAGGGAGCACCCCUAAGCUGCAAACCUGCUCCUUCCAGGGGAGUGCAACCCGGACCAGCAUAGGCCAUCUUCCCACCUCCCAGAUUUAGAACACAUAAUACCUCUGUCUUUCCAGAAUUACAUCUCAGUUUUAUUGGCCCACAUCCAGCCCAUCAUUGCCUCCAUUGCACUGGUCUAACACCUCAGCUUCCUCUCCUGAUUCUGUUGGAAUAGAGAGAAAGAGCUGGGUGUCAUCCUUGGAUGUUCACGGCACUUCACUCCAAAUCUCCUGAAGUUAGGAAUCAGACCAUCAGUCUGUUUAGCCCAGUACUGUUGACCUGAUUUGGUAGCAGCUGUUCAGGGUCUCAGGUAGAGAUAUUUCCCAACCACAUCACCUGUGAUGGUGAUAUUCAUCUGUACAGCUUAGGUACUACUUUUUUGAACUGUGGCUUCUCUCAGUAGAGAAAUGCCCCCACCCCCAUCUGCUUAGCCAAACUUUUAGAGUUACACUUUUAUGGGGAAUGCAGGGUCAAUUCACAGUUCACCACCAUCACAAGCCCACAUGUUAAAAGUCGAAAGAAUAUUGGCGGGGUGGUGAGCUGAUCUUCUAGUUCAGAAGUAGUGGACCAGUGCUCCCCCCCAGUUCUGACUAUUGGCAAUUUUGGCUGAUGAGAGCUGGAGUCCAAAAGCGUCUAGAGGGCCACAAAUUCCUCACUACAGCUCUAGCUAGUCAGUUGACCCCAUUCAGAUCCACAGUUUAGCAGCUGUUAAGCACCGUUAGGUCUGUUGCAAACGCACAGUCAGAAAGAGGCCUAGAUAAACUCUGUCUGAAGUAUUCAUUUGUGUUUUUUAUUUAUGUUGCUGUGAGGGAGUUGCCUGGUUUUCUAAAAAAAAUUGGUCUGGUUUUCAUUUGUUAUGGGGUAGGGUGGAGAAACAGGUUCUGAGCAUUGCCCAAUUUUCUUUUCUGUCAUGGGUAUUUCAUGGUGCCCACAUCAGUUCCUUAGAUUUCCAAAUGUGCCUGCAGGUCCAAAAUUGUGGAUUCCACAAAGUACAAAUCACUUGAGAUGCAAAUCACAGUAUUUGUGUUCUGGAAUUGCAAACAACUGCUUAUGAAAACUGAGUAUCUAUUGUAAUUGGGAGUGAUUCCAUUUGAAGUCAGACUAUAAAUGAGAUCCUGAUUACGCUAUUACACUCUCUCUUAUGUUAUUUCCUCACUGUCUUUCAUACGCUUCGGUUUCUGAGACUUCAGUGCCAACAGCAGUGUUGGUCUCUCUGUAGCCCUCUCUGAAAAAGAGAAGCUUUUAUGUGCAAGUCUCCCCACCUCCCAGCGUCCUAUCAAUGUUCAAUUCUCUGAGUGGUUGAUCACAGCAGUGACUUCAGCUAGUGGUACAGAUUACUGGUAGUCCUUUGACCACAGUGUUGCCUUGCUAGGGUUUCCAAGGGUAACCUCUUGAUAAAUAGAAGAGAAAACAUAAUAUAUACAUCUUUCUGGGUGAGUUUUCACAAAAUGAAAUAGUGUUUGAUAUUCUCUGAACUCUGGACCUGAAUGAAGUCCACUGUGUAGCUUAAAUGAAGCCCACGGUAUAGCUCUUACUGCAACUCUGUUUGUCAUGUAAUAACUGCAGUCAUCACAUGGUUGUUUGCUUUUGUGUAAUGGUGUAUUUACCGUUCUAUCACCUCUGCACCAUACAUAACAGUGGCUAUAUCCUUCUUGAUCCCAUGAUUAAUGGAUCCAUUCCACUUAUUCUCUCAGACUUUGGUAUCUGCUUGUCCAGAAUAAGCCCUGACAUGUAUACUAAAGCCAACCGGUGUUUUUUUUUUUUUAAAAAAAAAUAUUUAAUCGAUUUUUCGAUACAGACAUCAACCAUAAAAGACACAUAUAACAAAAACCAUAAUAACAGUAAUAACACAAUUUGACAAUUCAGAUUUGAAUACACUGAUAUACCUACCGGUAUGACUACACCUUUUUUAAAACAAUAUUUUCCCACCUCUCUCUCCUCCCUCUACUUCCCACCACUAUCCGCCUCAUCACUUAAAUAUUCAUUCCAGAUUUCUUCAUAUUUAUCCAUUUUUCUUUUGCAUCGACAUGCAAUUCGUUCAUAUGUAGCUAAUCUGUCCAUGUUACAGGUAGGUAGCCGUGUUGGUCUGAGUCGAAACAAAAUUUAAAAAUUCCUUCAGUAGCACCUUAAAGACCAACUAAGUUUUUAGGACUCCAGGAGUUUUUAGGACUCCAGGAGGACUCCCCUGCGUGAGUGCCUUCAGGUCCUGUCCCUGCCACUCACCACCUGGCCCAGGGCGGGGCCUGGCGGGCCUCCUGGGGACUGCUGCCCCCAGCACUGUUGCUGUCCAGGAGGGCUCUGAACUGUGCAGAGUUCUUUUUAAAACGUUUUAAAUUUUCUUUUUAUCAUUUUAAACACGUUAUGGUGUGUGUGGGGUUUUUUUUGUGGUUAUUUACUUGGGUUUGGGAAUUUGUUUAAUUUUGUUACUUCUGUAAUUUUUUGUUUCUUGGUUAGUAUUGUUUUAUUGUGUGUUUUAUACAGGUUUUAAUUUGUUCUUUGGGGGAGGGGUCAGGGCUGCCUGGGAGUGGGUCCCAGCCGAUAAAAUGGCUGGGGUAGGUUCCACAGGGGUGGCGGCACUGGGACAACCGAUCUCAGUGAUCACGGGUAGGAGGAGGAGUUACGCUAAGACUAGACCAUGUCAUUACCGAGGAGGCAGGCUUAGUGUCGUUGUUUGAGGACUAUCCCUGCCUCCGGGUCUGGUCUUCACCGAAUGGAUACUGGAAUCAGCAAGGGAUACCCACACAACCUGAAGGUACUGCUGUGCAAUGCCAGGUCAAUGAUUCAUAAGACCACUGCCACCCAUGACUUGAUCGUGGAUGGAGGACUUGACCUGGCAUGUGUGACAGAGACUUGGUUGGAUGAGGCAGAUGAGCCUGUUUUAGCUGCUGCUUGUCCACCAGGUUUCUCUUACGCACAGCAACCCAGACCUUGUGGGCGGGGAGGGGGGUUGCAGUGAUUUUUAGGAAGUCAUUAGUUUGCACCAGGCGUCCUAUUGGGAAGACCCAGUUCUCUGAGUGCAUGUUCUGGAAGUUGGGCUCCUUUAUUCUGGCGUCUCCUCUGACCCUGACUCACUCAUUGGUUCUGACCACUGACUCGUCUCAUGGCUCCUGAGUCAUCUGUGCGUUGGGCCAUGAACAGCAACAGGCUGACACAUGUGCAUGUGCCCAUGGAUAGUUGGAAGGGAUGGGUGACAUAAGUUCUCUGCUUACAGGUGCCAUGCCUUACUUGGACUAAAUUGGGGCCAUUAGUAUGUAGCUGAUCUCAAAAAGAGGAUUUACCAUCCAGGAGUGUGCUGUCCUUAAACUAACUGAAGAGCGUAUUGUUAAUUUUCUCCUCCCUUGCUGCAGGUCUGAGCUUUUAAUUGUUAUAAGCAGACAGAAAUUCAACAUGUGAAGUGUUUCUCAUUAUGUCCCUAAUACACUGGGAAGAGCUUCACCUUUCAAAUUUCUGUUUUGUAGGCUGCUGUUCAAAGCCUCAGUCAUGGGGGAGGGGAGGUAGCAACCCUGUUUUGUACACUUCAUUGUGGCGAGCCCAUGUUCUUAUUUAAUUAUGUCACGAUUUCCGGUACUUAACCCACUUUCUGACAGCUUCCUGCUUGUGUGUUAGACUGAGUGGAGAUACAGCAUUUGGAGUUAAGGGAGAAUUGGGAAAACACCCUUAAUAAAUGUUGAAGAAGCACCUGAGUUUCACUGGUCAAAGUUCUGCACCAGGAAGUAACAGAUCCUGUUGUUGCUGAUAGGAUUCCCUCUCACUCCCCUUGCCAGAAUUUUUGCUGUUUUUUUUCCCUUCAUUUGAACCUUCACAAGUGCUGGAGGCUGCUGAUUUUCUCCAUAUUCAGCGUUCCUGUGAAUUAAGAAUUGCUGGAGGGUGGAGUGGGGCUUUUCUCAGUGGAAUAAAUCCAGUUGCAGAAUGCUCUCCAAGAGAGGCCCAUUAAACAUAAUGUUGUCAGGUUGUGACUUGCCUUCAGAAAGAAAAAACCCGCCUUCAUCAGUUUACACAGGCAUUUCUAGGCUAUUAGUGGUUGGGCCUCUUUUUGUUUUAUCCUUGUUUCGUAUUUCUAAACGGUUUUAUUUUAAAAAAAGAGAGAAAUCAUGUUGGCAUGUAAAGUAUACACAAACAGAACGCCAGAGUCGUCUCAGAUCAUUAUUUCUUUUAAUAGGAAAUAUAUAUAACAAUCUGAAACAAAUUGGUAACAACAAAGGAAAACAUCAGAGCAACAAGGAGUAUAAUACAAGUCUGAGCCUGGACUGGAAAAGGAGUGAAAGGAAUCCCUCUGUGGCCUCCAGUGACACUCACCAACUCAGCAGGAAGGUUCUCCAACCACCUCAAGGUUUUCUUGUAGAAAAGGGCUGUGUUGCCCAGUGGGCAGCAGCCUUUGUCGACCAGGAAGAAUGAGAAGGAAUGUACUCCUUUAUCAGAUGGUUCUCUUUGUGGUUGCUACAAUGGGAUAUCCCUCCAGACGCUCUGCUGUAGAUUUGGAUGCCACACCCCGAAUGACAAUUGUCUAUAACGAUUUGACCACUGCAAGACGUUUUAGCAGCCAUGCCCAGAACUACACUACCCUCCUGCUAGAGGAUGAGAAGGGAAUUCUUUAUGUUGGGGCCAGGGGGGCCAUAUUCUCCUUAAAUUCCAGCAACGUUUCUGAUGGCUCCCAUCGGACAAUUGAUUGGGAAGCCCCUCCUGAGAAGCGGGGAGACUGCCUGAAAAAGGGCAAAAACAACAAGACAGAGUGUUACAACCAUGUCAAGCUUUUGCAACGGCUGAACACAACCCACCUGUAUGCCUGUGGCACGUAUGCCUUCCACCCGCUCUGCACAUACAUUGAUACCAACAAGUUCACACUGCCCUCUCACUUUGAGGAAGGGAAGGAAAAAUGCCCUUACGACCCAGCCCGGGGCUACACAGGUCUCAUUGUGGAUGGCAGUUUAUAUACGGCGACGCGCUACGAAUUCCGCAGCCUGCCAGACAUCCGACGCAACAGGCACCAGCGGAUUCUGAAGACCGAAGAAUCCCCCUUGCACUGGUUGAAUGAUGCUGAGUUUGUGGCAUCCGUGCUGGUCAGGGAGAGUGUGCGCAACCCUGUGGGUGAUGAUGACAAGAUCUACUACUUCUUCACUGAGAGAGCAGGAGAGGAGAGCACUUCUGUAUUUGACAAGGCACAAGUGCCCAGAGUAGCCAGGGUGGCUCGAGUGUGCAAGAAUGAUAUUGGUGGCAAGAAGAUUCUCCAGAGGAAAUGGACAUCCUUCAUGAAAGCAAGGUUGGCCUGCUAUGUUCCUUACUAUGAGGUACUGAAGGAUGUUUUCAGUCUGGAUGGUGGCGACUGGAGGAGCACCGUUUUCUAUGCAACAUUCACUUUAUCAGCACAGUGGAGGAGCAUGGAGGUGUCUGCCAUCUGCCGAUACAACAUCUCUGAAGUGCGGGCAGCCUUCGAAGGGACUUACAUGGAAUACCAGGACUCCUCCCGCAAGUGGUCCCAGUACACUGGGGAGGUGCCAGUGCCCCGGCCAGGAUCAUGCAUCACCAAUCGGGCUCGCAAGAAUGGCUACAACACCUCCCAGGACCUGCCCAACGGUGUGCUGGAUUUUGUCAAGCUCCAUCCACUGAUGUAUGAAGAGGUGAAGCCUGCAGAUGGAGUCCCCCUAUUGGUGAAGAAAAAUGCGGUUUAUACCCAAAUAGCUGUAGACAGAGUCCGAGCCCUGGAUGGGCGAGUGUACGACAUGCUCUUCUUGGGAACAGGUAAUGGCUGGAUUCACAAGGCUGUGGUCAUUGGUUCCAUGGUCCACAUCAUCGAGGAGAUCCAGGUCUUCAAAGUCCCCCAGCCUGUGGAGAACCUUGUCAUCUCUAAAAAGCAGAGGAGUCUGUAUGUGGGGGCUCAGAGUGGAAUCCUGCAGUUACCAUUUUCCUCCUGCAAGCGCUACGUUUCCUGCUUCGAUUGCAUCCUGGCCCGAGACCCAUACUGUGGCUGGGAUGGCGAGACCUGCAGAGAAGUAGCCGAGAUGCUGGACAGGAGUCUACUGAUCCAGGACAUUGUGCAUGGCAAUGUGGGCUGCUCGAACGACUCUGCCCAGGCCACACCCAUGCAGAAGAACCGGACAGUGCUGUGUGGCGAUGACGUACUCUUGCCUUGCGAGCAGAUGUCCAACCUGGCCCGGGCGACCUGGCUGGUGAACGGCACCAAAGUGCUGGCGGAGGACGGACAGGGCCGCUUCCGCCUCGGGGUGGACGGGCUGCUGGUGACGGACACUCAGCCAGAGCACAGCGGGGAGUACCGCUGCUACGCGGAGGAGAACGGCCUCCAGGCCCUGGUGGCUGCUUACGCCCUGAAUGUACUCCCUGAGCAGCGAGCGCCACAGCAGGCACCCACCGUGCCGCCCCCGUACUGGCACGCCGCCAGCGCCACUUACGGGGACGUGAGGUUCAUCUACAUUGCUGUCAUCACGCUGCUGGGGGGGCUGUGCCUGGUGCUUAGCAUUGUGCUGCUCUAUGUCUCCUGCCUGCAGAAGCGCAAGGGCAAGUACAGCCUGGGGGUCCCCCAGGCGCCCAGCGUGGAGCUGCAGACGGUCUCUUCCAAUUGCCUGGGCAAAGGAGGGGAGGAGGAUGACGAGGACGACCCGGGCACCUACCUGGACGGCUGCCUGCAAAUCAUCCCUGGGGAAGCCCCCACCGUGCCGUCGCCCUCGAAGGAAACGCUCCCCAUCCCACCACCGCCCCCUCCUCCGCUCCCUGCCGAGUUCACCAACGGCAUCACCACUUUGCCCAGCAUGCUGCGCAAGAUGAACGGGAACAGCUACAUGCUCCUGCGGCAGAAUGAGGAGCCGUGCACCUCUCCGCUCUACAACUCCUUCACGGAGGAGCUGAGCAAGAUCCUGGAGAAGCGGAAACACACGCAGCUGGUAGAAAAGCUGGACGAGAGCUCCGUGUAGGGCAGGUUGGAGGGCACAGGGAGCCCACUUUGCUGUGAACUAAACCCCCUAACUGCCCUCUGUGAUUCCUCCUCCCCAGCCCAGCAGAGAAACAGUGUUACGACUCAGCAACUACCUCCGGCCAGCCCUCCGGAGCAGCCACAGGCUCCAUGCUCAUUUCCUCCUCCUUCUCUCUCUCUCUUUUUGGUUGUUGUUUUUUUAGUUGGCGUUGAUGGUUUGUUUUCCAAUUGCUGUAAAAAAAAAUCUUAUUUAAAUGGAAUUAUAUUUAUAUAUAAAAACAAUGAUCGAUAAACAGGAGCCACAGCGAUCUGUUGGGUUUGUCUGGGUGGGGUAUUAUCAGAAUGUGCCCUUGGCUUGUGUGGGGAAUGAUGCUGUUGGGCUGGACAUUGGGGUGUUCAGAGGGUAGUUUCCUACCAAUAGUUGCAACGGCCAGAAGGGCAUCAGCAGUCACAAUGAGGGGACAGGACGUGCAGCUGCCAUUUCAAGAGGUAGGUAACAAAACUUCUGUGUUACAUCCAAAUUACGGUACGUCAAAUUCAAAUCACAUUUCAAAUACAUCUAUAUAAAUAGAACUAGGGGUAUUUUUUUCUGAGCAUCAGAUAUAAAUGAUGGCUACUGGUUAAUCCUUCAGAGGUUGGGUUUUCCUUAGAUGACAUUAGGAGAUGCUUUCAGUUCCUUUGGGGUUUUUUUGGGGCACAAUCAGAGUCCACAACUUGUCAGGGUUGGCCCAUAGCAAAUGGUCUCUCUGCUAUGGUAUUAGAGGGGCUAAGCAGCUGAAUGGAGAAACCUUAGUAUAUCACAACUAAUGCCCAAUAGCUUCUUUAAAAACUAAUUAAACUAUGGCUUACAGCCCAUGAACUUUUGAAUGACACCUUGCUGGUGCAAAACAACUGAGCUGUUUCAUCCAAACUUUGCUGUUUGCUUAUGUGAACCUGCAGGAAAAGAGUGCCCUCUGCUGAAGUUGAAUUACAAUUUGUCCAAACUAUCUCCUGUUGCCCCGAGAGCAAAGUGUUUGUCUCACUGUCAUUUCACCUGUCUGGCAACGGGCCUUCUGCAAGAGUAGUGGGUGAGGGUAUAGGUUUCAGUACAACCUUAAUAAUCUUUAGAAAGUUUAGUCUUGCCAUCUCCAAUGUACAAGAAUAGUUGUUUUGCUCCUGGUCUAAACUAGCACGAGUCUCUUGCUACAUCUAGGUCAUGGUUUCUCCCAUCUGAAAUUAUUAUUGCUUUGUCAAACUGGGGUAAGGGGUAAGAGUGACACCCCCCAAUACAGUGGUACCUCAGUUUUCAAACGUCUCCGUUGACGAACAUUUCAGUUUACGAACACCAUAAACCCGGAAUUAAAGCUUCGUUUUUUGAACACUCCUCAGAAGUCGAACAUGCCACACGGCUUCCGCUGAGUGCAAGAUCUGGAGGCCUAGCUGUCAGAAACCACGCCUUGAUUUUCAAACAUUUCUGAGGUCAAACGGUCUUCUGGAAUGGAUUACAUUAAAAACCCGAGGUACCACUGUAUUCACAGUUGUGUAAGGCAGCACCAUCCCUAAUGGCUGACUAGAGAAAUCUCUUUCAUAGAGCUCAUAAUGGUACCCUAAGGCAGCGUUUCUCAACCACUGUUCCGCGGCACACUAGUGUGCCGCGAGACGCUGGCUGGUGUGCCGCGACGUGCGGCGGCGAGGGCGAUUUGCAUUGUCACUAACCCGCCGGAAAGCAAUAUUUCUCCUCUUUCCCAAAGCUCAGUGCAAACGAGCCUGGCGGCCGCCAAUACACAGCACUUACCCGCCGGAAAGCAAUAUUUGGCAAGUGUUUCUUACAGUCAUAAUUAUAAUAUAGGGCGGCACAGAGUUAAAUUUUUAAACUUUUUUAAUGGUGGUGUGCCUCGUGAUUUUUUUCACGGAACAAGUGUGCCGUGGCCCAAAAAAGGUUGAGAAACACUGCCCUAAGGACUAAUCAAAAGAACCAGCAAUGUCUGUGCGCUGCCAUGGGCAAGGACUGGUGUCUGAGCAACCUGUGGGUGAGAAAUGACAGGGAAGCAGGAGUAGAAUCUGUCAGCCCAAUCCACCUGCAAUACAGGCUAAAGAAGCCACUAGUCUACAUACCACACAGUUUAGUCUUGUAAGGAUAUAUUUGUGGUACACUUAAGGACGUUCUUGUCACUGUCAUCAUCUAUCAUAGUGGUAUGGCCUUUAUGGAAGCCAGGUCAUAGCUCUGCGACAAAUCAAAUGCUUUGUGUGCAGGGAAGCUCGAGUUCAAUCCUGAUCACCUCCAGCUAGAUCUGGGGUAGAAGGGGCCAGAAAAUAUAUCUGCCUGGGAUUCUCAAAAGCCUCUGGCAAUCGCAAUAGGCAGAACUCAGCUAGACAGAGCAAGGACCCAACUCAGUUUAAGGCAGCUUCAUAUUCUGACCCUUCUACCAAGGUAAAAAAAUCCCAUUUCACGUAUGUAGUUCCUUCUGCCAAGAAUCUUGCGCAUGUUGAUAAUAUAUGACAAAAUCUCUGAAAGGAACCAGAUGAGAACUUGCUUCUGCCAAGCUGCUGGAUGCCUUUUUUCUUUUCCUGCCAAUAUUGCUAAUUAAUUGAUUCAGAUUCCCCAGUGCAUUCCAUUAAGAGAUGGCAGGGGUUUUACAAGGAGGAAGAGUCCUCUUUAA